AUGUCAAUAUAAACUGGGUCUCUGAUUUGUGAUGCUCAUAGGACAUUACUAUACGGAGGCAUCCUUAUGAAUCCUUUAUGUAUUGUUAACGGAGAAUAUAAAUUAGAUGUUAGUAUUAUUGAUGCAUUUGUUAUCGGGUAUAUUUUUGAAAAAGCCUGGGGAAGAGCCAGUUAUGGGGAAGGAGGAAGCAUAAUGUAAAUUAAAAUGGGAAGCUUGUAGUAGAAAAUAUAGUUCUUUUGUGGUUCAGCAUCAGAAAUUGUCGAGUUAGAAAAUUUGUAUUUAAGUAUUGCGAGAAGAUAAAGUUUAAAUAAAUCACAACUUAACUUAAAGUUUCCGACUCUUAAUAGUAUUGCAAUGAUAUAGUCAUAAGAAUAAUCUAAUAGUAGUAUUAAAUGGUGA
Messenger RNA from Ichthyophthirius multifiliis, 399 nucleotides. RefSeq lists its product as hypothetical. The transcript is spliced from 2 exons. Lineage: Eukaryota; Ciliophora; Oligohymenophorea; Hymenostomatida. Gene Ontology annotation, biological process: fructose 1,6-bisphosphate metabolic process; gluconeogenesis; fructose metabolic process. The record is from RefSeq and is a predicted model, not a curated record. Gene Ontology annotation, cellular component: cytoplasm. Gene Ontology annotation, molecular function: fructose 1,6-bisphosphate 1-phosphatase activity.